AUGUGGGGCUAUGUUGAUGGAACCUCGGUUAAACCUACCAAAAAAAAGGAUGAAGCAAAAUAUGCAAAAGAGUUGGAAACAUGGGAUGUUAGUAAUUUGAAGAUUCUUACUUGGAUCAAUAAUUCAGUUUCUCAGUCAAUAGGCGUGCAACUAGAAAAAUAUAAUACUACUAAGAAGGUUUGGGACCAUUUGAAACGUUUGUAUGCUCAAUCUAAUUUUGCAAAACGAUAUCAAUUGGAGAGUGACAUUAGAGCUCUCAAACAUAAUAAUAUGACUAUUCAAGAAUUCUAUUCAGCAAUGACUAAUUUGUGGGAUCAAUUGGCUAUUAUAGAAUCGACUGGAUUUAAAGUUAUCAAAGCUUACACUGAUCAAAGAGAAGAGUAG
Messenger RNA from Lathyrus oleraceus (garden pea), 384 nucleotides. RefSeq lists its product as uncharacterized. The record is from RefSeq and is a predicted model, not a curated record. The coding region runs from base 1 to 384 and encodes 127 amino acids. The transcript has a single exon. Lineage: Eukaryota; Viridiplantae; Streptophyta; Magnoliopsida; Fabales; Fabaceae.